UUACAUACAUUUCUAUUACAGUUUCGUUUCUUUGGCCUCUAUUAAUUGGCUUCAUGGGACUGUAGUCAUCCAAUAACUCUAUUACUUCGUGGUUCGACAUUAUCAUCAAAUACCUUAGUUGGCUGCAAUAGUUUCCCAAUAGCUUUUAAUGAAAAGUAAAUAAACCAAAAAAAAAAUUUGGUUUCCUCAAAAUCAAAAUUCCUGCAUGGAACAAUUUAGCUGAACAAAUUCAAAAUCAUUCAAACAACAUAACUAUUUACCAUACAUAGUUUAAAACGACAGAAUAGUUGGAGUGAUUCGUUGAUUGAUCUGAUACAUUAAACCAUGGUGCAGAGGAGAUUAUCAUUCAGUAUGCCCAAGAAUGGGGUUAGUGCUGUGGGGUCUUUUGAAUCAAUGUUUGAAUUGAAAGAAGUUCAGAAUACAAUCAAAUAUGACUGGGCCGAUUUAUUAAGAGACGAUGCCAAUCCGAUUGAAACAGCAAUGUAUUUGUUGGAUGAUUCUUCGGUAGGUCUUGCUCAUAAGAAGCAGGAAUUUGAUAUGAUUAGAUCAAAUACAGAAAAUGCUUUAAGGGCUGUUGUCAAUGAUCAUCAUGAAGUUUUCAAUAAUAGUAUUGGUUCAUUCCAUUUGCUAUUGGAUACUUUACAAGACUCACAAUCAGAUUCAAAUGAUAUUAAAGAUAUUUUGGAGUCUACAGUCAGAGAUGUACAGGAUAGAUCAGAAGCAUUACGUGAAUACAGUCAAACAUCAGCCAGAUAUUCAGAAUUGAUUGAAAUCUUAGAUGCUAUUACUGAGGUUUCGUCUAUUCCUAACAAAAUCGAUCAAUUAACCCAAGAAAGAAAGAUUCAUGAAGUCUAUGAUGUUAUAUCACAAGGUUAUAAAACCGCUGAAAAGUAUAACUUGUGGUCAUUAAGUGCUAUGAGUGCUACGAAAGAUGCCUUACAAACUCAAUCAAAUCAAUUGUUCGACACCAUAGUUGAAGAAUUACAAAGUGAGGUGUAUUUAAAGGGUGCUGUAACAAUAACCAAUAGAUCUCAACAAAAUGUCUACUCAUGGCUGACAUUAUCCAAAUCCAAUAAUCCAAAAUUAUCGUCGUUAAAGUCUUUAAUUACUGAACUGACAAAUUUAGAGCAAUAUGUACAUAAUUCAGCUAACUUGGAUAUAACUGAAGUAACUGAUGUUUUAACAGAACCAGUGGAGACAUUCCUAAAAACACAAUUGCCUAAAAUUCAUAAUCAUUACGUCAAUAACGAAGGUCAACUCAAUUACUCUAUUCUUGUUGAUUCUACUAUGAAUCUUAAUUCGGGAUCUUUCCAUUAUAUCUAUAUGCUUUUGCACACUGCUUCCAGGCUUGGGAAAUUAAAUCAAAUUGUUGAAAUUCUUAUAGGAAGGCAUCAACUGGAAGUUCAUGGUUUAUUGAAUAGAAUAACUGAAGAAGUAAAACAAAAAAAUGCAUCAGCGUUAGCCAAACUAGCUAAGCUUCAAAAAUUCGAUCAUAAUUCAGAAAUAAGUAUAAUAGGUCAGAACAAUUUUAGUGAUUCUUCAGUUGUAGUACUUCAAGAUCUUUUCGGCUCAAUAUUUGUUAAGUUCUUGGCUGUCUUUCAAAGACAUAAGAUAAUUGGUGAGAUUGUUAAUCUUAUCGAAUCUGGAUCUAAACUUAACGGUACAACUAAAUUAGUUACCAAGUACGAUCAAGAAAACACUGCAUCUGCAACAAAUCAUUAUGAUUUAACAACGGUUUGGAACAUUUUGAAAAAAGAAUUAAAGAAUGUCAUGUUGAAUUAUAUUAUUAUUGAUAACCUGUCACAAGUUGAUACUGCCGACUUCUUGAAAGCCAGAUCCAAGACAAGAGUAUAUGAAAACAGAUCAGUUAAAAAUAUCUUCCAUUUUGAAGAUGUAUCAUACGAAAGAUCUACUCCGUCAAAUCCUGACUUCCUGAAUGUUCUUCAAAAUAUGUUUCCAGGCUUUAAUUUACAUGAUUCAUCUGAUGCAAAGAGUAACUUGAUUGAUUCAUCGUCACCUUAUAUUCAAAAUGAAACCAUCAAUGCAUUAGUAGAAGUCUUGGUACCGAAAAAUUUAUUUAAUAUGAGAAUCAUGCUUGAAUUCUUUUUAAUAUUUAUCGAAGGUUCUCAAAGACUUUUCUUGAAUUUCAAAACUGAACAACAGAUCAGCGGACCUCAAAACAAAACUGCCUUACAAUUCUUUGAUGAUUUCAUGAAAGUAUCAUUUCUUUCCCAUGUGAAGGAAAGUUUGGACUUAUCAUUUAAGGGAUUUGUAGGAGGUACAGUUAUCCGUGCUGAACAUGAUCAAAGUGGUGCAUCCCAUUUUACAGGUCUUAAACUUGAUUUAAUAUCGAUUAAACAAAAUACAACAAGUAAUGUUAUAUUUAGUUCUUUACAGGAUUCAAAUGAGUAUAAUACGCUUACAGUAUAUGAAAAUGCAUUGAACUUUAAGAAGUUGUUCCUCAGUAUUUGUUCUAUUUUAAACACCUCCUUGACGUAUAGAAAGGAAUUCAGUGACACUGCUCUUGGAUUCUUAGAGAAUUUUGCUACAUCUUACUCAAAUUUUUAUUUGGAAUUGUUAUCAACUGGAAAUUUCCAAUUGAAUGAUUAUGGAAACUCAAUUGAUUCUGGUAAUAAGCCAAUACUGAAAAUAAGCAAGUGGAUGAAAAUUCCAGUAUUGACUGAAGUUAGUGGUGCUGUACUUCGUGCUAAUGCUAUAAACGCAGAAGAUCUAGGUAGUUUAGUUGCUCAAGAAUCACAAGCUAUGUUAAUGGAGCAUGAUAAUGGAGCCAAUACUUUCAAUGUAAAUAAGGAGGAUGUCUUGGAUAAAGAAUCCUUUAAUCAAGUAUGUAAUCUUUUACUUACUGCAUCCUGGAUUUUGACUUGGUUACCUUCUAUUAAGAGAGAAUCUAAAUAUGACGUUUACGAAGCUGAUCAAGAAGAAGAUGAAUCAAUAAGACUUUCGGUAGUUGAAAAGUUAAGAUACAAUUGGUCAUUCCUUGAGAAUGGGAAAUCACUAGUUAACAUUACCGGCGGUAAUGAAGACGUUACUCAACCAAAUAUAUUUCUCGCAUUAACUCCUGAUAAGAUUCAAAAAUUUGAUGAAUUGGUUCAAACUUUUGAAUCUAUUAGAGAUCAGACUUUGUUGGCUUUAAGAUAUGAUUUAAGGUGCAAGUCAAUUUAUUAUAUUGGUAAAUCAUUCAGAGACGUUGAUUGGACGCCAAUUACUGAACCAGGUGAUUCAGAUAACUUCGUGGCAUCAUUGAAUCAAGAAGUAUUUAGCAUUGAUAACAGCCUUAGAAAAGUUUUAACUCAAGAUGAAAGAGAUAGUAUCUUUGUUGGUAUUCAAUAUUUCCUUAAUAGAUUACUUAUUCAAGGUUCAAAAACACUUAAAAAGAUUAAUAGUAAUGGUAUUAAGAGAAUUCUUUUGAAUAUUUAUACUUUGAAUCAAAUGUUAAGAAAUCUUUUGAAAGAUCCAGAAUCUAUUGAUUUCACUCUUUCGUCGGCCUAUUAUGAUUUAUUCGUUGCUAAUGAGUUCGAUUUCAUCAACACUGUUAAACAGAAGAAGAAUGAAUAUACAGUAGAAGAAUUUAAGAACUUGGCAAGGUUAGUCUAUAGUGAAAAAUUAGCUGAUGGAACUGGAACUACAUUCAAUAAGAACAAAUAUGCUGAUUUAAUCAAGAAAAUUGACGAAGCAGUAAAGUAAAUAAUAUAAUAUAGUGUAACGGCUUUCUUUUAUUAAUUUCACGACCUGUAUGAAAUCGUUCUAUAUACAACUUUA
This is a messenger RNA of Scheffersomyces coipomensis, 3780 nucleotides long. RefSeq names its product exocyst subunit (gene SEC8). The transcript has a single exon. The record is from RefSeq and is a predicted model, not a curated record. Bases 325 to 3705 code for a protein of 1126 amino acids. Gene Ontology annotation, biological process: exocytosis; Golgi to plasma membrane transport. Lineage: Eukaryota; Fungi; Ascomycota; Pichiomycetes; Serinales; Debaryomycetaceae. Gene Ontology annotation, cellular component: exocyst.